This is a messenger RNA of Knipowitschia caucasica, 807 nucleotides long. Lineage: Eukaryota; Metazoa; Chordata; Actinopteri; Gobiiformes; Gobiidae. The record is from the annotation of a GenBank genome assembly.
AUGGCUGAGCUGCAUGUAGUGGAGCCGAGUGCUGCAGGGACCAUAGAGCAGAGCGAGCACCGCGACGUGAGGGGCUCUCUGCGCCUGGCUUCACCCACACUGAUGGUUCCCCAGCGGACGAGCCAGCUCAGCCCCGGAGUGUCCAGUAGCAGCAGCGGCCGCUCCGUCUUCGGAUUCCCGGUCAAAAGCAACCCCAGCUCCCCUUCUGAACCCGUAGAAAAGCCAGGAUCCCGCUGGGUUCGCCUCAAUGUGGGUGGUACAUACUUUAUUACGACCAAGCAAACGCUGUGCAGAGACCCCAAGUCUUUUCUAUAUCGACUCUGUCAAGAUGAUCCUGAUCUGGACUCUGACAAAGAUGAGACCGGAGCCUACCUAAUUGACAGAGAUCCUACAUAUUUUGGACCCAUACUAAAUUACCUUCGACAUGGAAAGUUGAUCAUGGACAAAAAUUUGGCAGAGGAAGGUGUACUUGAAGAAGCAGAGUUUUAUAAUAUAGCCUCUCUGGUGAGGAUGGUUAAAGAGAGAAUACGCGAUAAUGAGAACCGGACAUCUCAGGGCCCUGUGAAGCAUGUUUAUCGAGUGCUGCAGUGCCAAGAGGAGGAACUAACACAGAUGGUCUCCACCAUGUCGGACGGCUGGAAGUUUGAGCAGCUUAUAAGCAUCGGCUCAUCCUAUAACUAUGGCAACGAGGACCAGGCAGAGUUUUUAUGUGUAGUUUCCAGGGAACUCAACAACUCCACCAACGGCAUUGUCAUUGAGCCCACUGAAAAGGCCAAGAUCCUUCAAGAACGUGGCUCACGGAUGUAA